Cuscuta epithymum is the source of this 1821-nucleotide messenger RNA. Lineage: Eukaryota; Viridiplantae; Streptophyta; Magnoliopsida; Solanales; Convolvulaceae. The record is from the annotation of a GenBank genome assembly.
UCCAUUUUACCACUGAUAAGAAUGAUUUGCGCCUUUCCCAGAGCUACCUCGAUUGGUAGCUGGUAAUUGAAUAUGAGCUAGCAUGAGCUAACAUACUCUUCUGGAUUUUGCUUUCUCGUAAUAAACAAACCAAUAAAUACAUAUAUAAAAAAGUCUACUAGCUUUUCCAUCCGCCGUCGUUUUCCGGCCCAAUGGAGAACAAUUAUCUCAGCUCCGACGUUCUUGGAGCUGAUUUGGUGGGCCCCACCUCGAAUCACGGCAGGGGAGGGAGCGUCCCCUGCGAUUACUGCACAGAGCGGGCGGCCGUACUCCAGUGCCGGGCUGACGCCGCCAAGCUCUGCCUUUUAUGCGACCAGCACGUCCACUCCGCCAACGCGCUGUCGCGUAAGCACGUCCGCUCUCAGAUCUGCGACGGCUGCGGCUCCGAGCCCGUCUCCGUCCGCUGCUCCACCGAGAGCCUCGUCCUCUGCCAGGAGUGCGAUUGGCACGCCCACGGCAGCUGCGCCGUCUCCGCCGCGCACGAUCGGGACUCCGUCGAAGGUUUCACCGGUUGCCCACUCGCCGUGGAGCUCGCGGGCAUUUGGGGUUUGGACAUCGAUGAGAAAAAGCCUCACCAGAUUCCGGGUCCGAACCCGGAUUGGAGCGGGUUAUCAUUAGACCCCUGGAUGUCCAAAGAUUCUUCUGCUUCAUUUCUGUUGCACGAAUUAGCCGUCCCUAACAUGAAUAAUCCGGUAGUGUAUCCCAACUCCGGCGGAAGCUGCCAGCAUAGCAAGAGGCAGAGUCCGAGGUGCGGGAAGAAUAAAAUGGUGAUACUUAAACAGCUGGUGGAGUUGUUUAAGAGGGACAGGGUUGACAGUACUGGCAGUGGAGGGGGAGGGGAUAUAGUGCCGAAGACGCCAAACGGAGAUAGUGGUUGGGAUGGGGAUGAGAAUGUGGCUGAGGGAGGAGGAGAUGAAGGUAUGCUGGUUCUAAAUCAGCAGUUUGAAUCCAAUCAAAAUGUGCCCUUUACUUCAUUGCUUAUGAUGCAAGCUCCAAUCAAUCAGAAAGAGAGUGAUGGAGGAAGUAGCAUGUUUUGGAGCACCCCUUCUAGGGAUCGUACUCCUCAGAUAUGGGAUUUCAACCUGGGGCAGUUGAGGGAACAGAAAGAAUCUAGCCCCUCAGAAGCAGGCUAUGGUGCAAACGACACGGGGUAUAUGAUGAGAAGCUACAGUGAACUCCUAAAAGAAGCAUCCUUAGAAGAUUCAAAGGCAUUGGAGCUCUCGCGAUUGAGCUUCUCUGUCACUCAUGAUGACAUAACAACAUUUGGUGGGACGGCUACAUCGGAGAGCAACAUUUUACAAGCUUCAGAUUAUGAUAAAACAAAAUGCCUCGUAAAGGAGGACAUUCAGUUUAUGGACCAGAUGGCUCUUGUUGAAAGUGAAAUUGCAAUGCCCUUGAUGACAAGGGAGGAAUUGGAACAAAUCGCCAAAAACAGAGGAAAUGCUAUGCAACGGUACAAGGAAAAAAAGAAAACAAGGAGAUAUGACAAGCACAUCCGCUAUGAAUCAAGAAAAGCAAGAGCUGAUACCAGGAAACGGGUCAAGGGCCGAUUUGUGAAGGCUAAUACUGAAGUUCCAGAUGGUUGAAUCUUGUGUUAUGGUCUUGAUUAUGACUUCUCUUAAGUCUAAUCUUUUUUGCAUUAUUGGCCGGGCAUGCAUGUAAAUAUUUUGCUUUUAGUUGUAAUCAUUUUGUAGGCCAGGCUGUAGCUGCCUUGCUCCCCUUCCUUGCAUAAUAUUUAGAUCACUUUGCUGGUUCUAAUAAAUCAUGUUAUUAUUCUUUGUA